Molecule: messenger RNA, 1215 nt
Organism: Thrips palmi
Lineage: Eukaryota; Metazoa; Arthropoda; Insecta; Thysanoptera; Thripidae
Product: WD repeat-containing protein 76-like
Biological process (GO): regulation of DNA damage checkpoint
Cellular component (GO): nucleus
Molecular function (GO): DNA binding; protein binding
Source: RefSeq, a predicted model, not a curated record
GAAAGGGAGGGGAAGGAGAAAGGGAAGGGACGGUUGCGUCCGAAAUUUACCCAGAGUUUGUGGCGGGAGAUGAAGCGAUGAAUUACUCCUCUCUUUAGAGAAUCAAUUUAUGUUAUCUACGCCCGAAAAUGAGAGGAAGAGUUGGGAGAAACCCAGUGAAGGAAGAACCGGCUGACGGUGGAGGGGAAUUUGACGCCCCUAGCGUAUCUUCUCGACUGAGAACAAGGAAGCAAGUUUCGUAUGUGCAAGAUGAAGAGGUUGAAAGUGAGGGGCAAGAAGAUGAGGAGGAAGAAGAUGAAUGGGAUGCAACAGAACCCGAGCCUAAGGCGAAGAAGAGAGCACCCAUUAAACCCCCAUCAGAGUCUUCAGCUGAAACAGAGGAAUCGUCUGACUCAGAUGAUGAUUAUGAAAAACUGCGUCAGCAAAAUAUUAGAGAGCGAAUGGAACUUGUGAAAUCCCUUGGUAUUGCAGAUUUAAAACAAGACAUAGGAGAGUCUUCCAAAAAAACAGAUCGUAAAGGUACUAAAAGGAAACCACCCACACCUCGAGAAAAGUCAAAGAGGAUAAGAACUAUAAUUGAAGAUCAGAGGGCACGCGAGCUCAGGCGGAAACUGGGGAAACCGUCUCCAAAGAAACUCAAAUCAGAUGUUGUACAGAGCACUUUGGAAAACUUGCGAGUCACUAUUGCUAAAGCUACUGCACGUAAGCCCUCUGGCACACUUCCGAUGCUUUCACUCAAAGUACCUAAAGAGGAAGCCAAUGAAGAAGAUAAUGAUGAUGCUGCUUCCAAAUGUGCUGAUUUUGUUAGUCUUCUCAGACCAUUCCUUGUCCACCGAGGUGAUGAAUCACAACUCAGCACCUGCAGUCUUGACACAUUCAAAAAACUAGUUUCCCGAUUAACUUUAAGUGAGGAAAUGAUAGCAAAAACCAAUACAGCCCGAAUAACUUCUAUUGCCUUUCAUCCUGGAGAGGAGAAAGUGCUUGUGGCCUCAGGUAGCACAAGUGGGGAUUUAGGUCUCUGGGAUGUGUAUAAUCCUGAUGAGGAGAAAUGUGUCGAGGUUCUAGGGCCACAUACAAGCCAAGUCAAUUGUACAUCUUUUGAUCGAUCUAAUCCUUCAAAAAUUUUCACUACUAGCCUUGACGGAACUGUUCGAAGAGGUGAUCUGAUGAAGUUGGUGUUUGAAGAGGUCUGGGCACAUGAACAAAAUGGUCCCA